AUGACUGAAUCCCAAGAUUAUUUCAAGACCCUGCAAUUAAUCCAUCGAUUUAUUAAGUGGCAAUACAAGGCUGACUCGGUCAACAUUGCCAUCCAGGAUGGACCCGAAGCUGGUCAGUCCGUCCCCCAUCUACACACGCAUGUCAUCCCACGGUACAAAAUGAACAAUGUUGGUGACUUGAUAUACGACAAGCUAGAUCGUUGGGAUGGCAGUGGCACUUUGGCCAAUUGGCAGGCAAGAAGAGACGAAUAUUUGGGAGUCGGCGGGAGACAAGCAAGGAAGGACAAGGCCACGCACACCAGUGGAGAUGAGAGUGAAUCUCCGCAAGGACCCAAGGUGUUGAAGCCAGACAGCCAACGGGAAGAGAGAACCCUUGAUGAAAUGAAAAAAGAAGUGCAGGACCUUCAAAGCGCCCUGGAAGGAUUCGUGGCUGCACGUCCUGACCUGAGCCAAUGGCAAUAG
Saccharomyces eubayanus is the source of this 462-nucleotide messenger RNA. It is a transcript of the gene HNT2, whose product is annotated as bis(5'-adenosyl)-triphosphatase. The record is from RefSeq and is a predicted model, not a curated record. The coding region runs from base 1 to 462 and encodes 153 amino acids. Gene Ontology annotation, molecular function: catalytic activity. NCBI's taxonomy places the organism in Eukaryota, Fungi, Ascomycota, Saccharomycetes, Saccharomycetales, Saccharomycetaceae. The transcript has a single exon.